AUGGUAUUAAGAGCACCUAUACUUUUCAUAGAUCACACCCCGAGUCACUGGAGCUCACUCAAUGAUUCUUUCUGCGGAAACAAAAAAAGGCAGUCUCCUAUUGAUAUAGUCACCAGCCAUGUUUUGACAGACCAUAACCUGGUGAACUUUACCUUCCUCAACUUCUCCUCCCCACAUGUCUUCAAGACAAUCGAGAACAAUGGACAUACAGUUAAAUGCAACCUGGUGAAAAAUGAGGUUGAAGUGAGCGGAGGAGGACUCAGCGAAACAUACUCUACACUUCAGUUGCACUUUCACUGGGGUGACACAGAACACCACCCAGGUUCAGAGCACCUGAUUGAUGGGCACAGAUAUCCAAUGGAGAUGCACAUAGUCAGUCUGAAGAAAGGUCUCACUGUGGAGGAGGCCAAGGCUGAUCCAGAGGGAAUUGCAGUUCUUGGGUUUUUCAUAAACGCAACAGAUGAUGGUGAUAUGUCAGAACCAUGGAGCAAUCUCACAUCUUAUCUGAUGAACAAAACAGGUAAGGACCCUGCUGUUAAUAUAACCGAUAACAUAUCUAUCAAUGACCUGAUUAAAAAUGUAGACCUCACAAAAUUUUAUCGAUACAUGGGCUCCCUGACCACCCCCACAUGCAAUGAAGCUGUCGUUUGGACUGUCUUUCAAGAGCCAAUCAACAUUCAUAAAAAUCUGACUCAACUGUUUCCCAUGAAGACAGGACUUAACAAUGUCUUCCGUCCCAGCCAAAUACGUAAUGGACGUCAAGUGUUUGCCUCUCCUGCAACUCCUCUACCUCACAGUCCAUGGUGCUAUGAUGAUCAUCACGAUGAUCACUGUGAGUACAGUUCUUUGAAGUGGCACGAACUGCCUCAGUCCCACUGUGGUAAGAAAAGCCAGUCACCUAUCGACAUUGAGACAAAGGAGGCCAUGACAGACAAACAUCUUAAUAACUUCACCUUUACAAAGUUUGACGACAAACAUACCAUCAAGUACAUCACUAAUACUGGCCAUUCAGUCAAGUGUGUACUGGAAGAGGAUAUGGUGGAGGUGUCCGGGGGUGGUUUAGGACACGUCUACUCCACCCUACAGUUCCACUUCCAUUGGGGCAGCGAGUCACAUGGCUCUGGGGGCUCUGAGCAUACAGUGGAUACAAAAAGAUACCCAAUGGAGAUGCACAUAGUGAACAAAAGGAAGGAUUUAACCCUGGAAGACGCCAUAAAGACUCAGAAUGGCCUGGCAGUGCUGGGAUUCUUUAUCGAGGCACCUCAUGCUAGCAAAAAUAGCGGUGGUUCAGAUCAUGACGAGACAAAUCCUACGUCAACUACCACAUCAAACAUGGAACCCUGGAAAACUCUCACGAACUACCUGUCAAAAAUUAACAAUACCAAAUCAAAAGUUGACUUCACAGAGAAGAUUUCCAUUGAUGACUUGCUUGGCAACGUGGAUCGUACUGCAUACUUUCGCUACAAUGGCUCCUUAACAACCCCUUCAUGCAAUGAAGCAGUGGUUUGGACGGUCUUUAAAGAGUCUGUCAAGGUGGACCAAAAUCUGAUGAUGAUGUUCCCAAGUCAGACCAAAAAUCACAACGUGUAUCGACCUGUGCAGUCUCUCAAUGGCAGGAAAGUCUACACCACAGCAGGAUCCAGUGUGCAUGGACCCAUCAUACGGUUUCUGCUGCUGGCCUGUUUGUGCCAUUUUUUUCUCUAA
Molecule: messenger RNA, 1704 nt
Organism: Scomber japonicus (chub mackerel)
Lineage: Eukaryota; Metazoa; Chordata; Actinopteri; Scombriformes; Scombridae
Product: receptor-type tyrosine-protein phosphatase gamma-like
Exons: 14
Coding region: 1-1704 (567 amino acids)
Cellular component (GO): plasma membrane
Molecular function (GO): carbonate dehydratase activity; zinc ion binding
Source: RefSeq, a predicted model, not a curated record